UCAGCCUGAGGAGCUACGAGAGGAGCAGGCAUGGGCAUCGGGGACUACAUCUGCGUCACGCUGCGUGGUGCUGCGCCAUGGGGGUUCACGGUGGCACAGGGAGAGGGGGACACCUACAGACCCUUGGUGGUCUCUCAGGUAGAAGAUGGCGGUUGUGCUUUCCUGGCUGGGGUUCAGGAGAGUGACCAUGUGGUGUCCAUCAAUGGAGAGCCGAGUGCAGACCUGACUAUGGAGCAGGCCUGUUCCAUCAUCGAGAGCUCAACAGACUGUCUGCAGCUUCUGCUCAAAAGAUGCAGCAGCGUCCCAUCAGAAGACAGUGAUGCAGACGAAACAUCUUGUGGUGAUGGUUUGGAGAGCACCACGCUGCACAUUCUCUCUCCCAAACACCGAUCUCCAAGCCCCAGGGAACUUUACAUCUCCGAGUCCCAGGAUGAGGCGUCCUAUGGGGGCACGGACAGUGAUGGCGAAAUCCAUAAGGCGCCACAACUCCUCAGUACAGAGCUACAUUUGCCCCAUCAAAAAUACCUUGAAUCCACAACUGAUGAUGUUUUGAUGUCUUUACCUCCUGGGAACGUGGUGGAGCUCCAAGUUUCAUUAGCAAAGUCUACACUAGAUGACUCUGGGAGUGUAUCUAUUGGGAAAAUAAUUGAUACAGAGAAUGCGCUUGCAAACCAGGAAACCACUAUAGAUGUUAAUGACAAUCCAGUUGUGAGCACCCGAGAACCACUUAGCCAUCAUGGGGUGGUACUGAGCUCUCCUGCUACCCCAAGCCAGGUGGAGGUUAUCCUGGGAGGAGUAGGGAGGGGCGAUCAGGGUGCGGGAAGUGGGGAGGGAGGCCCCGAGAUCAGCUGCGAAGGAGAAGAAGAAAGUCAGGAAGUGCCCAAGUCAUUUACUGUGACAUUUGCUACAGAGGAAACAACAGCAACUGAGGAUCAAGACUCCGUUGAAUCCGAGGAAGAUCCAGACCAGCCACACAAGCACAGAGCAAGACAUGCCAGGCUCAGGCGCAGUGAGAGCCUGUCCGAGAAGCAGGUAAAGGAGGCCAAGUCCAAAUGUAAGCGCAUUGCCCUGCUUCUGAAGGCUGCCCCACCCAAUCCCAACAACAAGGGGGUGUUAAUGUUCAAGAAACACCGUCAGAGAGCCAAGAAAUAUACACUUGUGAGCUACGGGACAGGAGAGGAAGACCCCGAGUAUAGAAGUGAAGAGGAAGAAGACAACGAAGAUUCACAUGCUGUUGAACUGACUAUUGUACCAUCCAAGGAUAUAGAGUUAACCAAUGCUAACAGUGGUACAGGUGUGCUAAGUAUAACCUUUGAUAAGAGCCUUCUAGAGAUUGAACGGAACUUGAACAGUCCAGUCAAAAUGGAGUGUGAAACAAAAGGGAAAGGUGCUUUAAUGUUUGCGCAGAGACGUCUAAGGAUGGAUGAGAUUUCUGCCGAACACGAAGAGCUCCGUCGUCAGGGGAUACCCGUGGAUGGAAUACAGGAAGUACAGAAGAAGAUGGAGGAGCAUGCUUACAUGCAGUCCACAAUGGAGGGUCAUGGAUAUAUGGAUGUCAAUAUACAUCAACAAAGCCAGCAGCAGUAUCAGCAGUAUCAAGGGCAACAGUACUACGAGCAGCAGCAGCAGCACUACCAGCAACAGAACUAUCAUCAACAACAACAACUACAACAACAACAACAGCAGCAGCAGCAGCAACUCUAUCAACAACAACAACAAAACUAUCAACAACAAAACUACCAGCAGCAGACCUAUCAGCAGCAGCAGUACCAGCAGCAGUAUGAGCAGCAGCAGAUGUACCAGCAGCAGCAGCAGCAGCAGGAGUACCACCAGGAGCAGCAGCAAUAUCAACAGUACUCAGCAAAUAUGAACGGAACAAUACAACAGCCGACCAAUGAGAUGCAGAGCUCCCCAAGCAACCGCACCGCCAAACCUUUUACAGCACAAGACAUGACACCUGUGGCCUAUUCUACUGCAAACGGGGACAACCAGGAGAACCAAGGGGAGCAGAUAGCUUCACGUGAUGAGCGGUUAUCUACACCUGCCUUCAAAACUGGCAUACUACUGGACACAAGAAGAAGAACUGGUGGCAAACCCAUGUUCACCUUUAAGGAAGCUCCAAAGGUUUCACCCAACCCAGAGCUCCUAAACCUCUUAAACAGAGGGGACAGGAAAAUGGGCUAUGAGUCAGGAACUGAGGAGGACUAUCUCAGCCUUGGGGCUGAAGCUUGUAAUUUUCUUCAGUCUCCAAGAUUUAAACAAAAGAUUCCUCCUCCAGUGGCUCCAAAGCCGAUGAUCAACCCUAACGCUCCACCCUGGGCUGUGCAGAUGGAAGGGACCAACCAGGACAUGCCUCAGUGCUCUGAAAAUAGCAUGAUAACACCUGCUGCAGCCCCCCCUGCUGACACUACUCCUGCUACAGAAGUGGAGCCAGCACCUGCCCCUGAGCCCCCUGCCCCCUCGACUCCACAAGAAGCCCCUCCCCCUGCUGCUGCAGAGGAGCAGCACACAUGGAGUGUGCCCACAGCCGAGCCACAGCCACAGACUCCGCAGGCUCUCCAGGCUCCACAGGCUCUACAUGCUCCACAGGCUCCACAAGUCACUACAGCUCCUGAGGACAGACUCCAGAUGGCUCCAGCCCAGCAACCUGAGCCCACUCCUGCCGCCUCAUGGCCCCCAGCUCAGCCUCAGCCCUCAAACUCCUGGCACCAGGCUCCCCCUCAGGAGCCUCCCCACAGUCAGUCUCCGCCACAACCCCCAUGGGUGACUCGCCACUCUGCUUCAGUCCAACCGCCUCAGCCGCAGGCUAACAACUGGAGCCCUCAGAUGCAGCAGACCUGGAACCAGGCACCAGAGCAGCCAUCCUCCCAGCCUCCAGUACAGCCAGCCUGGGCACAGGAGCAGCCUCCCCUGCAGCAGAUGCACCCAGCCUGGGCCCAGCCUCAGGAGCAGCAGCCUCAGCCUCCAUGGGUGCAGCCCCAACAGAAACCCCAGGUCCAGCCACCGUGGGUGCAGCAAGUCCCAGAGUCUCAGCCCCAGCCCCCAUGGGUGCAGCAGCCGCAGGCCCCUCCCCAGGGGUGGCCACAGUCACCAGGUCAGCCUCAACCUCCUUGGGGCGCCGCUCAGCAACAGCCACCUUGGAACCCCCAGCAGCCUCAGAGCCAGCCCCCCUGGAUGCAGACUGCACAACCCCCUCCCCCUCAGCCUCAGGCUGCAUUAAACCCCUGGGCUCCUGUGCCUCCUCAGCCUCAGCAGCCCUGGGCUCAGCAGCCGCCGGAGCAGAGCCAGCAGCCCUUGAACUCCUGGGCUCCAGAGCAAAACCAGCAACAACACCCAUGGGCACAGCAAGCUCCUCCACCUCAGCCCCCUCAGCAACCAGUGAGCACCUGGCAGCAGCCUCCUGCGAAGACCUCUCCACAGCCAACUGCCCAAACACAGCCCCCUCCCUCCUGGGCUCAGCCAUCACAACCCACUCCUGAGAGAUCAUCGCUGGUCAACACUCGACCCUCUCCAAAGCCAUGGCAGGCGCCACCGAGCAAAGCCUCUCCCCCUCCUCCACCGCCACAGAGAAUCUCCUCCUUCACCUUUGGUCAGAGAACAUCAUCCCCUGUAAACCCUAUGGCCACAGUGCUCCCAUCAUCUUCAGGUCCUGCCUACGAGAUGCCCACUGUCAAAGGCAAAGGAGCGGACAUGUUUGCUAAGAGACAGUCUCGUAUGGAGAAGUAUAUCGUGGACUCUGAGACUGUGGAGGCAAACAAGGCCAGCCGCUCCACAUCACCUGCUACAUCUUUACCCACAGAAUGGAAAUACACUCCUAAUGUACGUGCUCCACCCCCACGAGCCUAUAACCCUAUCCAGUCUCCUCUGUAUCCUCCUGCUGCUUCCAAACAGCCGCCUCCUUCUAGUAGCCCGAGUAAAUCUAAGAAAAAGGACAAAGAUAAACCAGCCCCUCCUCCCCCUAAACCCCUUAAUGUCGUAGAUGUAAUGAAACACCAGCCGUAUCAGCUCAGCUCCUCCCUGUUUAUCUUUGGGCCAGCAGAAGAGGCUAAGCCCCCUGCUCCAAAGCCUGAGUGCCCUCCUCCUAACCCUAACCCACCUGUAGAAAACCAGCCACAGCUCUCUUAUGAGCAAAUGGCAAUGCAACAGGCAGGCCAGAUGAACCCCCAGUAUGCCCCACAGGGUUAUGGGAUGCCAAUGCAUCCGAUGGGUCAGCCAAUGAUGCACGAGGGCCCCUAUCAGCAGCUGCCUCCCAAUAUGUACCACUAUGCUUACCAGCAGCCCCCAGGGCCAUACCAGCAGAUGUACAACCAGCCUUAUCAGCAGGCACCGCCACUGGCUUAUCCAGCCCCAGGCCCUCAGUCCCCUAAUGCCCCCUACCUUCAGGCCCCCUAUCCUCCCGCGCAAAGCCCCCCGUACAUGGCACCCCCCUCUGUGCAGUACCAGGCUCCCAGUGCAGCUCCCAGUACAGCUCCCAGCUAUCCCAUAGCAACCAGACCAGAGUCUGCAUCAGCUGCUAACCCCACCACUGCCCCUAAACCCAAGUUUACGGCUAAAAAGAGCUCAGCUCAGGUGUGGAAGCCAUCAGGAGGGGAUAAAGAGUGAAACUGGCACAAAUAAUAACAUUCUCAUUGAAGCCAGUGCAUAGAACUAUAGUAUAUAUUUUUUAGCACACUGAAAAUGUCAUAACUGAGAGAUCACUGUUCAUAUGCUUUGUAUAUUUUUAAAAUAUGAAUAUAGUCGCACAAUUAAUGUACCCACUUAUAGACAGUAAAAAGAAGAAUGUGUGUGAACUAAUGUAGGGACUAACUGACCCUGGUAUUAAGAUGGUGACAAAAGGAAGUUUGACAGUGCCUUAUGUGCGACUGAAAUACACGUUAUUUAAAUAGUAACUAAUUAAAAGAAAUAUAUCCAGGAGAUAUGACAGUCAUGUUUUUAUAGUUCUUGUAACUUAAUUUAAUUAUGGGAAGACAAACCCCCUUCGAUUAGAUUUGAAAAAUUUUCAACGAAAUGUUUUUUUUUCUUUUUUUUUUUACAAGUCUCAUCUCUGACUUUUUCACUCACGUAUGUGGGUUAACUUUAUUUUUGACAUAGACAGCUGUUGCAUCAUGUUGUAUACUAUUUAUAAAGUGCCUCUUGAGAGGGAGCCCUGCGGUUUCAACUUUCAAUUUCAACUCAGGCCACUGAAUGAAACCACCUCUCUCUCUUCUAUCUGCUGUCUUUGGUUAUUACCCCUGUCUUUCACUGCAUUGAGCUUUUUAAGAACUUAUCAACAUGCCCUUUUCCUACAUUUCUGUUUUAUUUAUGUUUCCUUCUGUGUGUUUCUCUUUGUUGCACUUUCUGUAUGAUUCACAUCCUUGCCAUUAAAUGUAAAUGUA
Boleophthalmus pectinirostris (great blue-spotted mudskipper) is the source of this 5375-nucleotide messenger RNA. Its product is annotated as synaptopodin-2. Bases 31 to 4602 code for a protein of 1523 amino acids. Gene Ontology annotation, molecular function: actin binding. NCBI's taxonomy places the organism in Eukaryota, Metazoa, Chordata, Actinopteri, Gobiiformes, Gobiidae. Gene Ontology annotation, biological process: positive regulation of actin filament bundle assembly. Gene Ontology annotation, cellular component: actin cytoskeleton; Z disc; nucleus. The record is from RefSeq and is a predicted model, not a curated record. The transcript is spliced from 4 exons.